Messenger RNA from Mixia osmundae IAM 14324, 531 nucleotides. RefSeq lists its product as uncharacterized. Lineage: Eukaryota; Fungi; Basidiomycota; Mixiomycetes; Mixiales; Mixiaceae. The transcript is spliced from 6 exons. The record is from RefSeq and is a predicted model, not a curated record. The coding region runs from base 1 to 531 and encodes 176 amino acids.
AUGGAGAAUCCGAGGAACGACAUCUACGACGUUGUCAGAUCGCUGGUCGAGCCCGCCUCACCUGUCGUCAUCGCACAGAACAUCGACAGGUACUACACUGAAGACGCCUACAUUGAUCAUCCUAUGCUCAAUCAGCCCCACACACCGAGCUCGAGAGAAGGUCUAAAGGGCAUCUACACGAUGCUCAAGGUCCUUACGUAUGGCAACAAGAUGGAGUUUCAUGGUGAUGCCUGUUUCAACGAGGAUAUGACGAAAGGCUGGCUAGAGGCCAGUGAGCACCUCUACUUGACGUUCCUGCCGUUCAUCAAGACUGCUCCUCGCUUUCUAAUCCGUAUUGAUCUCGUCAAGGGCAAGGACGGCCUGUACCGAGUGAGACGUCAGGAGGACAAUCUCGCUACUGACUUCAUGCGAUCUGGUGUCUACAUCAUCGGGGUCACGGAAGCGCUUGACCUGUACAAAAAAGCCAUGGGUUGGGCCUCAGCUACGACGGGCAAGCUUGUGUUGGCGGGCGCAAGACGUAUAGGCUUAUAA